Molecule: messenger RNA, 3544 nt
Organism: Cinara cedri
Lineage: Eukaryota; Metazoa; Arthropoda; Insecta; Hemiptera; Aphididae
Source: the annotation of a GenBank genome assembly
AUGAACAUCAAAGACAUACUGGUCAUGGACGACGGCGGCGACGACAGCAGUUCGAUGGACAAUCGCGGCGGCGACGUCAUCAACAACAAUAACAACAACAACAACAUUAGUAUUAGCGCCAUCGCGAAACGUUCCAAGAGGGAAGCCGUCCCCGGUCAAUCUCCGCUCCGGUUGCGCCACGACGACGAGUACGUGCUGCGGCACUGCGCGGACGUGCCGGACGACGGCGUGGACGGCGUGGACGGCGAUCCGAGACUCCAGUCCGGCGGCGACGACGACGACGACGACGACGAAGACGACGACGACGACGACGACGACGACGAGGUACGUGUGCGCGAGAGCUCGACGGUAUUACCGCCCGCGGCUUCCACCCCUCGCCACUACCGCCAGCCCCUCUAACCACCGUCCCCCCUGCCCGUUCGGGAGCGGAACCGCGUGUCGCCGCUCUCCGCGGAGCUAGGAGUUGUUUUUUUUUUUUUCGUUUUCGUUGAUUUUUUUCCCCGUUUUCUCUCUCACUGUGGCGCGCGCACAAAAGACCGCGCGGUGUUUCGUCUCGGCGCCCGUUAAUCAAUACGCGCAACACACGAAAUCGCGGCAUUCCGCCGUUUACCCGUCGGUGAAAGGGCGCCGCGCAUGGAGACCCAUAAAUUAUUGUUGCCCGUGCCGGUCGGCUGCGGCGCUUACGACGACGACGACGACGACGUAACACGCCGCGGAAACCGCGAGGCGAGUUAAUGAGCGAUUUCGCCGCGGCCCGUGCAAUAAUUGAAAAAAACUAAACGUUCGCGCGUAAAAGCUGAUUGCGUUUGGCCGCCGCUGCGUACAUGCGCAAACGAUUAGGAUAACCCGCACAUAAUGCACGGGGUCGUUGGUGAAUUUUUUUCCGACCGAUUGCGGGAAUCGGCAAUUUAACGGACGAGUUUGUUUACGAAAUUGCCGCGACCGGGCGCGUACGGGUAAAUCCGACAGCGCGGCACAAUGUCGACGUUCAAUGGCAAUAAACGUGGCGUGGUUUGUUAAUUUUUUUUUUUUUUGUUUUUCCGUCGCCAAAGUCGCGUGUAACUGUUGCGGGCCGCGGUGUCGGCGUGACGCACUCAUCAUUGUAACGAUAUCGCGCGUUCGGUGUAAAACGUCGGCGGAACGCGCGCGGGGGGGGGGGAAUGAUAAAUAUAGGCGGAAUAAAAGAAACCUCUCCCACCCCCACCCCCCUUCCCCCGAAGAGAAAAGCGCGAAAACGAUAUUACACGUUAUAACUAUUGUUAUUGUCGUCGAUCCGCGCCGCGACUCAGAAACGGUUUUUUAACCCCCCCCUCCUUUCCAGUUCCCGCCGGUCGAAACGCGCGCCGCCGCGAGUGUAAAAACCUGACCGCGUUCCGUUGGACCGCAGAACGUAAUAUAUUGUUUAGAAUGCCGAACGAUUACGAUUCCGGAGACUCGAGCCGCGCGCGCCUCGACGAUGAUUUUACGUGUUUUUUUUUUUUUUACGAGCUCCGCAAUCCCGCGGCACGUAUAAACCAGUCGGUUUUUUUUUUUUUUUAUAUAAGGCGACGAUGACGAUAAGCGAUCGUCGGUUUUCGUCGAACACUAUAAAUAUACCCGCGAGUGUACGCUACCACACAUAAUCCUUGUAUAGCGUGUGCGUGUGUGUGUGUGUAUAUGUAUAUAUGUAUAUGUGCGUUAUUAUAAUACUUGUUACGUACGCCUAUGGAGUUACGGAUAGUAAUACAAGGCGAACCCCCUCUCCUCCCCCCUUUGCCGCCCGCCGCGUUUAGAUUCGCUGCGAAAAUACUUCGAUCGGCGGUUAUUUCGAAAAUUACAACGGCCGGGGUACCCGCGCCGGAUACGGUCGUCGUUGGGUCACGCGACGAUUUCGUGGCGAAAGAAAUCGUAAAAAAAGCGUUUCGUUAAAUUUAAUUCUGAGAAACGACAAAUUUAAAUCGCGCGUUAAAUAAAAUAUUGGAAAAGCGAUAUUUAUGACCACCGCCGUCACAUUUGGUCGGUUUGCAUUCGUUGAAACUCAUCCUGUCGGGUGCUAAUAAAUUUCCAUACGCGGAAAACGGCCUUUCCACAUCAACUAAUGUUGAUGGUGGGUGCACGUUUCGUGUAAACCGAAUCGUUUAAACCGAAUGCCGUUUGACAUUAGUGUUCAAGCGCAGUGCCAUUCAUAAUGCUACGGCGAUCAUUAUUUUAUCGGUUGUCCAUUUUAUUACUGGUUUAAUUGUCGGCGGUACAAACGAACGGGGAAAAGAGUUUGAGAACAGCGCUUUUUGUGGAAAACGAAAACAGGUUUACUUCGUUUCAAUCAGAACCGAUUCGAAACGCAUAUGCGUGUAAAGAAAUUACGUUUCAAUCGCGUCGACCGCCGCGUCAAAAGAACCAUUCGCUACAAAAUCCGAAUCAUCGUUAAUAAUCGCCGUCGGUCGUGUUCGCAUUGACUUCGGCUAUCCGCGAUAAUUUCGAAAACCCCAACGAUAUUCGGUCAUACGUUUAUCUAUAACGCGCCCGAGGUAUUUUUCGGUUUUUUUUUGGAAAUCGGGUAACAUUACAUUAGUACCGCGCGCACAGUCACGGGGAUGCGUCCCUUCCGCAUUGACUCGAAAACGCGCGUAGGUGUACCUCUCGUAAUGUGGGCGGGCCUUAAUCCCCGUUGCACGCGGGUCGACGGGUAACGCGGACGGUUCGCGCGCGAUUGUUAUUUUACUCGUAAAUGUCCGGGCACGUCACGAAAUCCGUAUGCCGACUCACGAAUACGGGGUUCGGGAUGUGUACGCGCUGAACUACGUUAAAAAAAAUAAACGAAUAAAUAUGAUUACCCGCAGUAUACGCCCGUUAGCGGGGCUCGGGGUCUUUAUGCAUUUAAAAUCCACAGAAAAGCGUCAAAAGUGCGCCGAAAAAAAAAAAAAAAAAUGUUUAAAAAGCAGAAAUGACUAGACGUCUCAGUGGGGUAAAGCGAAUCCGCACGGCACUAACCAUUGAAUGCAAUUGUCUAAUACUAAAAAAAAACGGUUAACACAAAAUACUUACAAAUCGUGUUGAUCAUUUAUUUCUGGUGUUCGAAAAUCGUAUUUUAUAAAUUGUACGGGACACUUUACUAAAAACAUGCUACCAUUUUUUUUUUUGGUUUUUUUCAAGACUUUUUUGACGUUUUCGAUCGCUUUUCUGCGGUUUUAAGUACAUAAAGUCCCGAGUCCUGCUCGUCGGUUGUUUUUUUUUUUUCGCGAAAUUUCCGGUAACUACUAUCAACACCGCGGAGAGUGUCGGGCGCAAAACAGUAUCAUCACAACGGGAUCGCGUAUUUUUUUUUUUCUAUGUUGAAUUUCGUUUUAAAGCUGCCGCGGCCGGUUUUCCGUUCCGGGCCAUCUCCGCAAUGGACUCGCCGGGAAAAACUGGCGUCCCCCGGCCGGGGAGUUCCGUCGAACCGGCCGUUCCCGUUGUUUCGAUAAACCGCCGUCCGUCAUCAUUACCACCGCGUUACUGGUAUCCGUCCGGUAUCGACGCGAUUAUCGGAAGAAAACUAAAAAAAGGCAUCGCGGAACAACAAUAA